UACUCUCAUGGUUGUCAAGGAAGAUUACUUCAUCUAGAGUACUCGAUCGUCAUGAUUUUCCGGAUAAUUUUGUUUUUGGAACAGCUGCAUCGGCUUUUCAGGUAAUAUUUCAGUCGGUAAUAUUCGAUUUUUAAAAGGAAUAUUAUUAUUAUUAUUAUUAUUUUUUUUUUUUGAACAAAAAAGGAUUAUUAUUAUAAAAUGCAAUUCGUUAUGGAAGUUGUGUGACGUUGACAAAUUAUGCGGAAUCUAAUCCGUACGUAAUAUAAUUCCCGUUGAUGUGGAAGUAAGUUCAUAUUCCAAGAGUUUAUAAUUUUCCAUGCCAUAUAUAAGUCAGCCGAAUAUCAAUUUGAUACAGUUAAGAUGAUGUCGUUGGUUUUUUAUUCUUCACCCUUCAAAUGAUAUAGUUUGUAUUUUGUAAUAUUGGAUUAAAAAAAAGGGUAACUGUUAGUCUGUUACUAAAAAGGUAAAAAUUAAAGUUGCCCAUUAUAUAGUACGAAGGUGCAACAAGUGAAGGUGGGAAGUCUCCAACUAUAUGGGAUUACUCAGCCACACUUUUCCAGAAAGGACCAGUAUGGAGAAUGCAGAUGUAGCGGUCGAUUUUUACCAUCGUUAUAAGGAUGAUGUCAAAUUGAUGAAAGACUUAAAUAUGGACGCUUUCAGAUUUUCGAUUUCAUGGGCUAGAUUAAUACCUAGUGGAAAAGUAAAAGAUGGAGUAAACAAAGAAGGUGUACAAUUCUAUAAGGCUCUCAUCGACGAGCUUGUUGCUAACGGCAUUCAACCAUCAAUUACCCUCUACCAUUGGGACCAUCCUCAAGCACUCGAGGACGAGUAUGGUGGCUUUUUAAGCCCUCAGAUAGUAGAAGAUUUUCGAAAUUUUUCAAGAGUAUGUUUUGAGGAAUUUGGAGACACAGUUAAAAUGUGGACUACUAUAAAUGAACCUUAUGUCGUAACUGUUGCGGGCUACGAUGCGGGUAACAAAGCGGUUGGACGAUGUUCUAAAUGGGUGAAUAGUAAGUGUCAAGCCGGCGAUUCAGCUACCGAGCCUUACAUUGCAUCACAUCACCUUCUUCUUGCUCAUGCCGCAGCUGUCCAAGAGUUCCGAAAAUGUAACAAGACUUCACAAGAUGGUCAGAUUGGGAUAGUGUUAUCACCUUUGUGGUUUGAGCCUUAUGACUCUAGUUCUCCUGCCGAUAACGAAGCCGUUAAACGAGCUCUUGCCAUCGAACUAGAUUGGCAUUUAGAUCCAGUUAUUCAUGGGGAUUAUCCAGAAUUAAUGAAGAAACACAUCGGAAACAGAUUACCUUCUUUCACUCCGGAACAGUCUAAAAUGUUGAAAAAUUCAUCUGAUUUCAUUGGAAUUAACUACUAUACAGCCCGUUACAUUGCUCACCUUCCACACAUCGACCCUGCACGACCUCGAUUCGUAACCGAUCAACAGCUGAAAUGGACAGUUACAAAUCACAGUAAUCACCAAUUGGGACCAGGGGAAGAACGAGGCAUACUCCAAUCACAUCCAGAAGGUUUACGAAAAGUUCUUAACUACAUCAAAGAUAAAUACGAUAACCCUAUCGUCUAUAUAAAAGAGAACGGAAUCAAUGACUAUGACGACGGUACAAAAUCACGAGAGGAGAUUCUCAAUGAUACAUUUAGGAUGAGCUACCAUGAGGACCAUAUACAACAGCUCCACAAAGCUAUAACAGAUGAUGGAUGUGACGUGAGAGGAUAUUACGUGUGGUCUUUACUAGACAAUUUCGAAUGGGAGUAUGGAUAUUCCACUAGAUUUGGUCUGUACUAUGUAGACUACGACAACGAUCUCACCCGGUAUCCCAAAACUUCGGUUAACUGGUUCAAGCAGUUUCUCAACAAACCGGUGGUAAGGAAUGAAGAAACAGAGGAGGAGGAAGUAUGGGAUGUACUGUCACGUGAGGAAAGGUAUAAUAAGACUUUCGAUGAUUCAGAAGGUUUCGAGGCAUCCGUUGGUUCGAUUCUCUAUCUCAUGACGAACGUAUCAAGAAGACAAGAAGAAGAUGAUGAGAGAGAUCGAUGUGCUCUUGGAAAUCUUAAUCAUCAGUUAGGUUUCUUGUUGGGAUCAUAUAAUUAUUUGUGAUUUUACCUUUUCUUGAGUAGCCCUUAGGUAUCAUUAAAUUUUUUACGAGUUAUCAAAAUUGCCAAUGUAGGAAGACAAUUUAUGUAUAUGGAAU
Camelina sativa (false flax) is the source of this 2201-nucleotide messenger RNA. The record is from RefSeq and is a predicted model, not a curated record. NCBI's taxonomy places the organism in Eukaryota, Viridiplantae, Streptophyta, Magnoliopsida, Brassicales, Brassicaceae.